This is a messenger RNA of Chelmon rostratus (copperband butterflyfish), 1445 nucleotides long. RefSeq lists its product as uncharacterized. The record is from RefSeq and is a predicted model, not a curated record. The transcript is spliced from 9 exons. Gene Ontology annotation, biological process: peptidoglycan catabolic process. NCBI's taxonomy places the organism in Eukaryota, Metazoa, Chordata, Actinopteri, Chaetodontiformes, Chaetodontidae. Gene Ontology annotation, molecular function: lysozyme activity. The coding region runs from base 134 to 1306 and encodes 390 amino acids.
AAUUGAAAGUAAAAACGCAGGCGAUAAAAACAGCCACCCUGCACGGUUCCACCACAGAGUGGACAGAAGGUCAAUCUGCUGCAGAUCUCGCAUUCCAGUUUCAAGUGAUCCGUCAGAAGUGGAAGCAAGAAAGAUGAGUUAUGGAAACAUCAGGGCCGUUGAAACUACUGGUGCUUCAUGGCAAACAUCUCAGCAGGACAGGCUGGGAUACUCAGGUGUGAGGGCAUCUCACACCAUGGCAGAGACCGAUGCAGGCAGAAUGGAAAGGUACAAGUCUAAAAUCAAAAGAGUGGGAGCAAAGUAUAACAUCGACCCCGCCCUCAUUGCUGCCAUUAUCUCCAGAGAGUCCAGGGCUGGAAAUGCUCUCACUGAUGGCUGGGGAGACCACGGGAACGCCUGGGGACUGAUGCAGGUUGAUGUAAAUCCAAGAGGAGGUAACCACACUCCAGUAGGUGAAUGGGACAGUGAGGAACACCUCUGCCAAGCCACCAAGAUCUUGGUUGAUUUCAUCAAACUGAUACAACGCAAACCUGCAUUUUCUGGCUUGAGCAAAGAGAAGCAGCUGAAAGGAGGGAUAGCAGCCUACAAUAUGGGGGACGGAAAGGUCCAUUCUUAUGAAGGUGUGGAUGAGAACACAACAGGCAAAGACUACUCCAAUGAUGUUGUUGCCAGGGCUCAGUGGUACAAAGCGCAUGGAGUAAUGUACUGGACAUUAGCAGGGUAUGGAAACAUCAUGGACGUUGAAACAACUGGUGCUUCACAAAAAACAGCUAACAGUGACAGGCUCAGUUACGCAGGUGUGAGGGCAUCACGCACCAUGGCAAAGACCGAUGCAGACAGAAUGAAAAAGUACAAGUCUAAAAUCAAAAGAGUGGGAGCAAAGUAUAACAUCGACCCCGCCCUCAUUGCUGCCAUUAUCUCCAGAGAGUCCAGGGCUGGAAAUGCUCUCACUGAUGGCUGGGGAGACUACAGCUAUGAGAGAAGAGCAUGGAACGCCUGGGGACUGAUGCAGGUUGAUGUUAAUCCAGAAGGAGGUAACCACACUCCAGAAGGUGAAUGGGACAGCGAGGAACACCUCUGCCAAGCCACCAAGAUCUUGGUUGAUUUCAUCGAAGCGAUCCAAAACAAAGGCAAAUUUCGUUGCUUGAGCAAAGAGAAGCAGCUGAAAGGAGGAAUAGCAGCCUACAAUAUGGGGGACGGAAACGUCCAUUCUUAUGAACGUGUGGAUGAAAACACAACAGGCGAAGACUACUCCAAUGAUGUUGUUGCCAGGGCUCAGUGGUACAAAGAGCAUGGAGACUUUUAACAGCUGGAGCUGUCCACAACAAAAAUCUCCAAAUCAUGAAGGAAACUCUCUGAUGAUGAUGAUGAUGAUGAUGAUGUGUGCCCUGUGUCAGAACUUAAGCCAAAAUAAAUAUAAUGCAAAGCAAAACCACCACUGAUAU